Messenger RNA from Euleptes europaea (tarantolino), 2844 nucleotides. It is a transcript of the gene ENPEP, whose product is annotated as glutamyl aminopeptidase. The coding region runs from base 6 to 2843 and encodes 945 amino acids. Gene Ontology annotation, biological process: peptide catabolic process; proteolysis. Gene Ontology annotation, cellular component: cytoplasm. Gene Ontology annotation, molecular function: peptide binding; metalloaminopeptidase activity; zinc ion binding. NCBI's taxonomy places the organism in Eukaryota, Metazoa, Chordata, Lepidosauria, Squamata, Sphaerodactylidae. The record is from RefSeq and is a predicted model, not a curated record. The transcript is spliced from 20 exons.
CAGAGAUGCAGAGAAUGGAUUUUGAAGAUAAGUCACCCAAAAAGUACUGCAUGAAGAAAAAGCAUGUGGCCAUCAUCUGUGGCGUGGUCACUGUUUUAGCUCUAAUUCUGGGACUUGCGCUGGGAUUAAGCAGACCAACAGACUGCCAAAUUUCAAAUGGAGAUGGGCAGGGGCCAACGGAAUUGCCCACAAGCCCCGCACCGGAAGCCAGAGACCCUUGCCCUGCCCAGAAUGAUGACAGCGGAGCCUGGAGAAAUUUCAGAUUACCCCUCGACGUUAACCCGGUUCAUUAUGACUUGGAGCUGAGGCCGGAGAUGGGAGCGGAUCGCUACACUGGAAACGUCACCAUCUCCAUCAAGGUGGACAGCCAGACUAGGCACUUGUGGCUUCACCUCCGAGAGACUAAGAUCACAGAAAUGCCCCUGCUCAAGACGUCCUCUGGUGAACCAAUCGCUCUAAACCAAUGUUUUGAGUACAAACCACAGGAAUAUAUAGUGAUAGAAGCAGCAGAGGAACUCACUCCUAACACUUAUCUCCUGACAAUGAUGUUCCAAGGCCAUUUAAAUGGUUCCCUGGUUGGAUUUUACAGAACAACAUACAUCGAGAAUGGAAUUACUAAGAGCAUAGCAGCUACUGACCACGAGCCCACAGAUGCACGGAAAUCAUUUCCUUGCUUUGAUGAACCUAACAAAAAGGCAACUUACAAGAUAUCCAUAAUCCACGAAGACACAUAUCAAGCUCUGUCAAACAUGCCAGUGGCGCAAACAGUAUCAUUGGGUAACAGUUUGAAUCGGACAACAUUCCAAGAAUCUGUUAAAAUGAGCACUUACUUGGUGUGCUGGGCUGUGCACCAGUUUGACUACAUAGAAAGAACUUCAAAAAGAGGAAUUCCUCUCCGAGUUUAUGCACAGCCGCAGCAAAUACACACAGCAGAAUAUGCAGCAAAUGCGACUAAAAUUAUAUUUGAUUUCUUCGAAGACUAUUUCGAUAUGAAUUAUUCUCUUCCCAAACUAGACAAAAUAGCCAUUCCUGAUUUUGGUACUGGGGCCAUGGAGAACUGGGGACUGAUCACUUACAGAGAAACAAAUCUGCUUUACGAUCCCAAAGAAUCUGCAGCUUCUAACAAGCAAAGAGUGGCUGCUGUGGUUGCCCAUGAACUGGUACAUCAGUGGUUUGGAAAUAUCGUGACCAUGGACUGGUGGGAUGACUUGUGGCUGAAUGAAGGGUUCGCCAGCUUCUUUGAGUUUGUAGGUGUAAAUGCAGCAGAAAGCGAUUGGCAAAUGCUGGACCAAAUUUUAAUUGAUGAUCUAUUUCCAGUGCUGAAGGAAGACUCUUUGCUCUCCUCUCACUCUAUUGUAGUGAACGUGAAUUCUCCUGCUGAAAUAACCUCUGUGUUUGAUGGCAUAUCCUACAGCAAGGGAGCAUCAAUCCUCAGGAUGCUUCAAGACUGGAUCUCACCAGAAAACUUCAAAACUGGAUGCCAGCAAUACUUAACCAACUACCAUUUCAAAAAUGCAAAAACAGAUGAUUUCUGGAGAGCUUUGGAAGCGGCAAGUGGUAAACAAGUAAAAGAAGUAAUGGACACCUGGACCCGGCAGAUGGGAUACCCUGUGCUGAAUGUGGACUCUAACUUAAAAAUCACACAAAAACGUUUUCUCCUGGACCCCAAAGCAAAUGCCUCUGAGCCACCUUCGGCCUUCAGUUACAUGUGGAAUAUUCCAGUGAAAUGGUACAAGGAGAAUAUGACCAGUGUAGUGCUCUACAAUAUGUCAGAAUUGUCAGGAAUUACACUUACACAGCCCAACAAUUCCACUCCUGAUUCUUUCUUGAAAGUAAAUCAGGAUCAUGUAGGCUUUUAUCGUGUCAACUAUGAAAAUGAAGCCUGGGCUAACUUAGCCAAUAUUAUGAUGAACAACCAUCAGAAAUUUUCUUUGGCUGACCGUGCUGGCUUUUUAGAGGAUGCCUUUUCAUUGGCCAGGGCUGGACUCCUGGAUUAUGGCCAUGCAUUGAACCUAACAAAAUAUCUACAAAAUGAGACAGAAUACAUACCUUGGCACAGAGUCAUAGCAUCAGUAUCCUAUAUUGGAAGUAUGCUGAAAGAUGACCGUACACUCUAUCCCAAGUUUCAGGAAUAUUUCCGUAGCCUAGUCAAACCCAUCGCAACCCAGCUGGGAUGGGAGAACAACGGAAGCCAUAUUGACAGUCUUCUCCGCGUGACCGUUCUGGAGUUUGCAUGUAGCAUGGAUGAUCCGGAGGCUUUGAAUAAUGCAUCUAGUUUAUUUGCAAGCUGGCUAAAUGGAACAAGUUCAGAUGUAAAUCUCCGCCUCCUCAUAUACCGCUAUGGAAUGCAGUAUUCAGGCAAUGAGAAAGCCUGGGAUUACAUGUUUCAGAAGUACCAAAUUACAACAUUAGCACAAGAAAAGGAGAAGCUGCUGUAUGGCCUGGCAUCUGUGCAAAAUGUCACCUUGCUAAACAGAUUUUUAGAGCAGAUCAAUAAAACGGAUCUCAUUAAAAGUCAAGACGUGUUCACUGUGUUGAGGUACAUCUCCUACAACAGCUAUGGCCAAACAAUGGCUUGGGACUGGGUACGGCUCAACUGGGAAUAUUUAGUCAGCAGAUACACGCUCAAUGACAGAAACCUCGGUCGUCUCAUAGCAAGAAUAACGGACUCCUUCAACACAGAUCUCCAGCUUUGGCAGAUGGAAUCUUUCUUUGGUAAAUAUCCUAAUGCUGGAGCCGGAACAGCAUCCAGAGAGCAGGCUCUGGAAACGGUGAAGAGCAACAUUGAAUGGCUGAAGAACUACAAAGAAAAGAUAGCCACCUGGCUGACCAGUAGAGGGUGAA